Messenger RNA from Prorocentrum cordatum, 1471 nucleotides. The record is from the annotation of a GenBank genome assembly. Lineage: Eukaryota; Dinophyceae; Prorocentrales; Prorocentraceae.
GUGCUGCGCCGUCUCCGUCUUCGGGCCCGCCGGCAACUCGGCCUGCUGGGCGGGGGCCCUCCUCGGCGGCGCGCCCCUCGGCUUCCGGCGCUGCUGCCGGGACCCGCCCGCGGGCCCAGAGGAGCUGCACCGGCGCGCGGCGGCGGCGCUGGCGGACGCUGGCAGCGAUUUUGGCGCCGCCACCGACGUCCGGGAGUUUGCACAGCUCGUGCACCGCGUGGACAACGAGCGGCACGCGCUCGGGGGCGCGAGGGAGCUCAGGAUCGACGAGGUGACGCUCGUUUCCGGCCUGAACGAGCAGGCCCGGCGGUGGCGCGAGGUGCACCUGAGCGAGCUCGCCGCGCGCCUCCCGCAGGUGCUGCGAGGCCUCGAGCGCGCCGCGGGCACCGCUGCCGCGCGGGCGGCGCGGGGCGGCGCGCCGCGCGUGGCGGUCCUCACGGCCUGCACGCCCGACUCGGCCGCCAGUGACGUGUGCCAGGGCACGGAGGGGCUAGCGGCGCUGCAUGCGGACUUCGGCCCCGGCGCGGUGAACUUCUUGGAGGAGGAGCCGCUGCUGUUCAAGGCCGGCUCAGACGGCAUCACGUUCAAGUGGUGGCAGCGUUGGUACGCCGCUCGCCGCCACUUGCACGCCUACGACCUCCUGCUUGUCGUGGAUCCCGACACGUCGGUUUUCCCGAGCUGCUUCGACGUGGGGCUGCCUGAGGCGCUGGGCCUCCGCGGCAGCCCCGACAGCUGGCCCGGCGUGAUCGUCCGCGACCCGCGGGAGGGCGAGGAUUGCAACGGGGGCGUCGUGGGUCUCACGCGGUCGCCCUGGGGGCUGCUCUACCUCGAGCUUUUGCUGGCCAAGAUCCGCUGGCCCGUGGACGUGGCCGGGGGCAGCGGCUGGUGCCAGGCGCGGCAGUCUGCCGAGUACGAGACUCUGCUGGAGGUCAUCGCGCUGUCUCGGGCCGCGGCCGCGGGUGUGGCAGGCGGGGUGGUGCUCGACUACACGUCGGAGUGCAUGUGGUUCGCGUUGCCGCAGGUGGUGUUGUCGGCCAUGGGCCGCGCGAGCAUGGGGUGCAACUGGCAGUCCUACCUGGGGUGCUGGCGGAAGAACGUGGACAGGCUGCUCGGUCCCCCAGGAGCUCGGGGCCAUGACCCCAACGUGCGGCUGCUAGACCCAGAGGUGGUCGACAUCAACUACAGGCCCUGGUCCAACGAGCCCCGCUACCGCGCUUCGUUCAUGAACGCCACCCGGCCGCCUCCGAUCGCGAACGCGGCCUUCCUGUGGCACUACGUGGGCAUCCCGCGCAAGGCAGACAGCAUGCUGCGAGACUUUGGUCUCCAGUCCCUGGAGGACACGUUCGACUGCGACCGCCUCUGCGAGCGCUUCGGCGCCCGCGGGUCGCAGCCGCCCUGCAAGCUGGGGGGCAGCCCGAGGGCGUGCCCGUUCCAGGACAGCCUCCUGAUGCCGCGGCAGUUCGGGUGCUAG